This is a messenger RNA of Meloidogyne enterolobii, 1172 nucleotides long. Lineage: Eukaryota; Metazoa; Nematoda; Chromadorea; Rhabditida; Meloidogynidae. The record is from the annotation of a GenBank genome assembly.
UUUCCUAUCCCUCUCGGGGCCCAACCCUUUAUCCAAACCUUUAUCGUUUAAUUUAAUCUUUUUCCAAUCUCCCAUUUUAAAGGGAGGAUGGCCGCCUUUCAUCUCCAUCAAUGUCAAUUAACCUUGACCGAAGCCGUGAAUCACUUGAUCAUUCAAUUUGUUCAAUUCCCACAAAAGAAACUGAAAAUAUUUCUCAAGAAUUUUUCUCUUCUUUACCUUCUCCAAUAUUGUCUUCAUCCACUUUAGUUGGGUUAACUAACGGUGGUACUAAAAAUAUUAGUGAGAGAGAUUUUGAUUCAUCUCAAAGAAAUGGUGCUAAUGGGAUGUUAACUACUGGAAUUGGUGAUAUAAUGUCUAAGAAACAAUCAGAAAAAGCCUCAUCAACCUCUUCCUCAUCCCCAGCAUAUAUUCAAAAAACCUACAUUGAGGAGGAAGAAGAGCCCAUGCCUUUACCUCCCCCACCUCCAUCUACUACUACUUCUAAUGGCCUAACUACUAAAUUAACUACCACAAAUCUUCCUCUAAAUGGAUCUUCUUUCCCCGUUUCUUUAAGACAAGAACCUCCUCCUCCACCUCCAUUACCAACACUUCCUCCAGUUUCCUCACCCGAAUCAGUAUUGCCUUUGUGGGGUAGAAAUGAAAGAUUAACAAGUUAUUUGCAUGGUUAUGGAGCAACUUUGCCAAAAAAUUUUGAGACUGAAAAAGAAUCUAUUGAACGUAGAAAACGUCAAGAAGGAGCUGCAGUUGAAGGAGAAGGGAAAGAAAAUGGAAUUAUUAAUAAUUAUGUCCCUCCACCUUCUUAUAGAUGGAUUGAAGCUGAACGGAAAAAAAUGGAAGAAAGACAAAAGGAAGGAGAUAGAGCUUGGACAAUUCACCCAAUAGCCUUAAAGGAACGUCCAUCUUCUAGAAGCAUCCAAGAAGACAAAAGAAGGCCAAUAGUCAAUGGGGAAAGAAAUAUUCCAAUUAAAAUACAUCCAGAUAGCUACAAGCCUUUCUCGGCAAGUAAUGAUUGGUUCCAUUCACCUUUUUAUGAUAGUUUGUGGCCCCAGAGAAGUGGUUUUGGUGGAUUUCAACGUGAGAAUAAUUUUUUAAAAAUUAGGGGAAAAAAUGAUUUUUUAAUAUUUUUAACCAUUUUCUACUCAUUUUUUAACGCAAAUUUAUUUUUAUUUUAA